This is a messenger RNA of Trematomus bernacchii (emerald rockcod), 2028 nucleotides long. Its product is annotated as atypical chemokine receptor 3-like. Gene Ontology annotation, cellular component: membrane. Bases 66 to 1169 code for a protein of 367 amino acids. Gene Ontology annotation, molecular function: chemokine binding; coreceptor activity; G protein-coupled receptor activity. The record is from RefSeq and is a predicted model, not a curated record. NCBI's taxonomy places the organism in Eukaryota, Metazoa, Chordata, Actinopteri, Perciformes, Nototheniidae. The transcript has 3 exons. Gene Ontology annotation, biological process: chemotaxis; angiogenesis; G protein-coupled receptor signaling pathway.
CCGGCCUGAGGAGCAGCGAACACCCCGAGAACCUGCACCUUCCCCUGUGCCCUCUCACCUGUGUGAUGUCUCUGAGCUCUGCCGACCUGCUGGACCUCCUGAAUCAGUGGGAGGAGCUUAAGGAUCUGAACCUGAGCGACCCCAACGUGACCCGGGUCGAUGCCACGGUGUGUUCAGGGACCGUGGGACACGCCAGCCUCCUUUACGUCCUCAGCAUCUUCUACCUGUUCAUCUUCCUCGUUGGUAUCGCCUCCAACGCCCUGGUGGUGUGGGUCAACCUGCGCUCGAACAGGAAGUGCUCAGACGUGUUCGUCCUCCAGCUGGCGGCGGCCGACCUGGUUGCCGUGGCGACGCUACCUGUGCAGGUGGGCUCGAUGCUGAUUGGUCGCUGGCCGUUCGGCGCGGUGCUGUGUAAACUGACUCACCUGGUGUUCAGCGUGAACCUGUUCUCCAGCAUCCUGUUCCUCACCUGUAUGAGCGUGGAGCGCUACCUGUCCGUCACGCUGCGCCCUGGAGGCCGCAGGGAGCUAACGCCACUCCGCAGGAUGCCAACGCGACGACUCGUCUGCGCCGCCGUAUGGAUGCUAGCGUUAGCCGCCGCGGCGCCAGAGACCUACUUCCUGCAGACGGUGGUCUCUCCUCAUCACUCCGGCUCCGUGUGUCGCCCGGUCUUCUCGUCUCGUGAGAUGAUGGUCUUCGUUCAGAUGAUCUUCUCCAUCCUGGGCUUCCUGCUCCCGCUCCCCAUCAUCAUCGCCUCCUACCUGGCGCUGCCCCCCGACCCCGACCGGGGGGUGAGCCGCCGUGUUGUGCUAAGCUACAUCGUGGUGUUCGUGUUGUGCUGGUUACCUCUCCACGUGGUUCUGGUCCUGGACCUGGUGGCCCUGCUGCUGCCCUUCAGCUGCAGUCUGGAGGGCUUCCUGUGGGUGGCGCUGCAGGUGACCCAGUGUGUGUCCAUGAUGCACUGCGUCCUGAACCCCGUGCUCUACAGCUUCCUGCACCGCAGCUACCGCUACGACCUCAUGAAGGCCUUCAUCUUCAGGUACUCCAGCCGCUCAGGGGUCGCUCGCCUCAUCGACAACGAGAACACAGAGAACACCUCGGAGACCUUUGAGACCCUUGAGACCCUUGAGACUGAGAGCUCUUUGGCAGAGAUCAGAGACUGGAUAUAAAGCAUCAGGAACUCUUCCAGGACUUCUAAUGUGAACUUUUAUCAAAACUUGAUAUAUUUCUUAGGACUUUAAAAGACAUUCCUGUCUUAGAUGUUUUCCAAGAUAGAAACCUUUCCUUUGACUCUUCAUCCGGUCUCUGAAGAACUUCUCAAGACUUGCAAACGAACCUCCAGAUUUACAAACACUCUGCCAGCUUCUCAAGUCUCAGAAAAAGUUCUCGAGUGUCGGACCGUCCAAACUAUCCUCCAGAUUUAGGAACUCUUCCAGAACUUCUACAGUACCUCUAAUGUGAACUUUUAUCAAGAUUUGAGAUAUUUCUUAGGACUCAAGACGUGAGAGAACUUUCUAAAGACUUGCAGAUGUCUGAAAGCUUCUAAAGUUCUCGAGAUCAGACCGUCUGAACUGUCCUCCAGAUUUGGGAACUCUUCAAGACUCUGAAACCUUCGCAGGACUUGGGAAAACUCCUUAAAGACUUCAGGACUGCUUUGUACAGUUCUUAGUUCUCAGGAGUUCAUCCUCUGUCUGUGGAACGUUUCUCAAGACGUGAGAACACUUUCUAAAGACUUGCAGAUGUUUUGUAUAAUCCCUUCCUUUGACUCUUCAUCUGGUCUCUGAAGGACUCCUCUAGACUUGUUGUUCCUGUAAACUGAGCUCAAGAUUCAGGAACUCUUUGUUUGACUCAAGAUUUACAAACCCCCUUUGAAAGCUUCUCAAGUCUCGCAAAGUGUUUGUGUCUCAACGAUCCUCCAGAUUUAGGAACUCUUGGUCUGACUCUGAAACCUCCUCAGGACUUCAGGACUCUUCGUAGGACUCGGGAACCUUCUGAGGACUCGGGACUCUUUGUAGGACUCUGAAACCU